UCUUUUAAAAAUAGCGCUCGCAGAAAAAACCCUAACCCCACCCAAAACUGACCGUUUCACCCUCUACGCUCCCCUCUUUCUUUCUCUCUCUUAUUUUUCUUUCUUCGUUUGCAGAGAGAGAGAGAUGGCGACCGUUUAAUUCUUCUGAAAUCAAGGCAAGGAGAGAGAAAUUAUUGGGGUUAUUGAAUUCUCUAGUCUGGAAUGGGUUGUUUUUCCGGAUGCUUUGGUGGCGACAAGGAUAAAAAACGCCUCAAGCAGCGGAUCAAUCGGGCCAGCCCCCAACGCCAAAGAAACAGAGUGCAGAAUCUUCAGCAGGAAAAUGUAAUCACUGCAGAACAGUCGGUCGCAGAAUCGAUUCCCGUCGAUUUGGUUCCGGAGUUGGGAAAUAAACCGGAGGCGGCUGUGCAGCAACUGAGCCCAAGCCCUAAGAAAAGAGUUACAUUUAACUCAAACAUCACGACUUACGAGCAUGUUCCAGUAGGCGGAAGUACAGAAUCUCUGCCGGAUUGUACACUAAAUGCCGAGGAAGAAAAGCAGGAAGAUUUGAAGGCAACAUCGAGUCAAUCACAGUCAAUAUCCAGAGAUGAUAAUUCCAUCGCAUCCAGUGUUGCAUCAUAUCCUCCAAAUCACAGGUACCAUAAUGCAAGAGACAGUGAUGACGAGGCCGAAGAAUUUGGUGAUGACGAGUUAGAUGACUUGGAUGAUGAUGAUGAUUAUGACGAAGAUGAUAUUGAUGUUAGGACAGCUGGCAAGGAAGUUUGGUCUGAAUCGGUUAUAACUGCAUCAAUGGAGUCGAGCACAGAAAACCUUUUGGCAGUAGCCAUUGAUGAGGAAGUAGUGAGUUCUCUUGUGAAAGCUAGCCCGUCCGAUGAGGAAAUCACAGCAUUUGGAUCGAAAACAACUAAUGCAAGGGAUAGAAGCGAUUAUAUCAACUCAGCGCUCAACCCUGUAGAUAACAUCACUCAGUGGAAAGUUGCGAAGUCGAAAGUCACAACUGUAUGCAAGCCACAGAAGGAGAAUUUGACUGCAAAUUUUGAGUCCCCUCGUAUAUCUUUCAGCCCAGAGCCAACUUUUGGGCCUUCACCUUCGAGCUUCAAGUCAAAAUCCGGUCGAUCGAAAGAUGCAAAUAAUCAAGAAAUAGCAGUUGAUGCAAGUCUUUCUAAUUGGCUGGCUUCUCCUGAAAUCACCACCACACCCUCAAAGAAAACUGGUUUUAGUGGCUUCGAAGACAGGCCAAUUUUAGGUGCAUUGACUGUUGAAGAACUGAGACAAAUUUCGGCAACUCCCUCUCCGAGGAAGUCUCCUAGUCGAAGCCCCGAUGAAAUUCCCAUUAUAGGCAGUGUUGGGACGUAUUGGAAUCAUUCGAAUUCGGCGAAGCGCUCUGAUUCAUCAGCCUCUUCUUUUAAGGGCAUACCAAACACAACUAGCAAAUACAGAGAGGAUAAGAGAGUUAACUGGCACUCUACUCCUUUCGAGACGAGAUUGGAUAGAGCUCUCAAUCGAGGAGCUGCUGAAGCCUAGUUCUACUACAGAGCGAUUUUAGUGAAGUUUCGAUUUUUUUUUUUUCGUGUGGCUAUUUCUCGUUUGCUUUAGUUUCCCAUAUGUGAGUAUAGUUUGUUAUUGUUUGUGAAUGCUAUGGGACUUGCAUAUGCUGCAUAUAUAUAAUUAAUUCAUUCUGUAUCUCUUUGUAUCGUUAAAUAUUGUAAAACAUCACAUAUGAAAUGAAUUCGUUGAUUGGAUUGCU
Molecule: messenger RNA, 1744 nt
Organism: Erythranthe guttata (spotted monkey flower)
Lineage: Eukaryota; Viridiplantae; Streptophyta; Magnoliopsida; Lamiales; Phrymaceae
Biological process (GO): male meiosis II
Source: RefSeq, a predicted model, not a curated record